GCAAUCAAACAACAUCUACUUAAGCAAAAGUUAAAUAAUUCAGCCGAAUAAUGAAAUCUUACGCUAUCAUCGUAUUCGUCUCGAGCCUCAUUGCUGCUUGUAGCUGUGCCCCGCAGUUUGGAUUUGGAGCAUCAGGUGCGGGAGCCAACGUCGCAUCCCAAGGAAUGGGAAUGGGAGGCGGAUUCCCCGGAAUGGGUGGUGGCAUGAGUUCCUCAAACGCCAACGCUGGUGCUCAGGGAGUCGGAAUGGGCGGUGGAUUCCCCGGAAUGGGUGGCGGCAUGGGAGCUUCGUCCGCAAACGCUGGAGCUGGUUCGCAAGGAUUCGGAAUGGGUGGCGGAUUCCCUGGCAUGGGCGGAGGCAUGAGUGCAUCGAAUGCAAAUGCUGGAGCACAAGGUGUGGGCAUGGGAUUCGGUGGAUUUGGUGGAUAAACCUUUCCGAUCGUUAGAGUGGAGCAGUUUUUUAAGAAAGUGAAAUUCUAGUCAGAUCUUUAAUACUAUUUAAUAAAGAAAACAGCAGGCGAAAUAACAUGUUUUAGUAUUCG
Molecule: messenger RNA, 541 nt
Organism: Aedes albopictus (Asian tiger mosquito)
Lineage: Eukaryota; Metazoa; Arthropoda; Insecta; Diptera; Culicidae
Exons: 1
Coding region: 51-428 (125 amino acids)
Source: RefSeq, a predicted model, not a curated record